This is a messenger RNA of Thamnophis sirtalis, 6000 nucleotides long. It is a transcript of the gene MEIOC, whose product is annotated as meiosis specific with coiled-coil domain. The record is from RefSeq and is a predicted model, not a curated record. Lineage: Eukaryota; Metazoa; Chordata; Lepidosauria; Squamata; Natricidae. Gene Ontology annotation, cellular component: nucleus; cytoplasm. Gene Ontology annotation, biological process: meiotic cell cycle; female meiosis I; male meiosis I.
CUACAGCGCAGUUAUCUGGGGGGCCAAAUUUGGGCAAAGACGGUGCCGCGUUCGGCUAUCUGAUUGGUUCUCUGGAGGAGCACUGACGAUAACCGCGUCCACUUACAGGCAUGAGCUCAGCUGAAGGAAGAAUAAAAACUUAGAGGGGCCUCCAAUGACAUCCCCGAAUUUCCUAUCCCCGUGGGUCUCCGCCGAGGAAGAUGCGGGGGAAGGAAGGAUAUGGAGGGGCCUAAAGUAGCUUUCAGAGGUAGCAGCCGCUAUUUGAAUAGUACAGAAUCCAGUGGAAGACUGACGGAUGUGUUCAAUAACGUUAUCAUGACAGGUUGCAGUUCCUUCUAUGAUUGCUACAAAUUGCAGAAUGAAGAGAAUGUAGACUUACGGCAAACUUACAGUACUUCACUUUCUACAACCUCUGAAUGUUUAAACCACAAUGAUUCUUCUCUUUUCUACGUCCCAUGGUCCACUUAUGCAGAUGAUAAUAAACAACCUCCAAAUUCUCAAAUUAAUGUAAAGAGCAGGAUUCAAACAGAAAGAAAUGACUAUGGCAGUGAAACAGAUCUAUAUGGACUUGUGUCUAACAUCUUGGAAGAACAAGAUAAAUCACAGCCCUAUUUUACUGAAGGAGCAUGUGCCUCCAGUUUAAAAUCUGUAUGGCCUGUGAGCACUACUCGAUUUACAGACCACCCUGAUUUGUUGUCUGAAACAAAAAGAGCAAUAGAUGGAGUCAUUCCUCAGCAAGCUUUUUAUGGUGGAGAAUCUUUACCAGUUUCUGAAAAACAGUAUCUGCACACUGGUAAUGUAACUUUGCAGCAGAAGGUGGAUGACCUUUACCAUGAGCUUACUAAUAUAGAUCUUGAUGAGCAAUGGCUGUUUCCUUCCAGGAAUGAUAAUCUCAGCUGUUACAAUGUUCAGUCCAAUGAGAAUGCAAAGGCAUCACAAUUUCAAGACUAUUCAUAUGCGAAAACAUGUUUUACCCCACAAACCAAUCUUUUAGAAGCAAUAAAAGAAUCAGGAGCAGAUCCCUACACUUACGGAAGAGAAAAAACGGGGCCUAAGGGACAUGAUUCACAACAUCAAAAGAAAGCUGAAAUGUUUCUUUCACAAUUUAAUAGGUAUGGUGAAAGUGCUGAUUACUAUAGAUACCUGGAUUAUUCUCAUCUUAAUAAAGUAAAGCAAAAUAAAAACAUAAAUUAUGGUGUUCAAGAGAGUAAAAAAUUACCAAGUGGAACACCUGAGUUACCAAUGUUAGAUACAGAUAAUUAUAGUAAAAUUUUUCAAAACAAACAAGUAGUCCCAAAGAAAAUGGAAGAUGUAUCUUCAGAACAGCAGAGUUUUACAUUUCAAAAGACUGCAGGACUCAUAUCAGAGAAACAGUUUGUGAAUGAAAAUUCAUUUACCCCUGAUUUUGGCUUAAAGUCGGAUUUUACCCUGAAGUCUCAUAUAGCUGUUCCAGGAAGUGGUGAUUUUGCAAAUGUUACAGAAAAUUCAGAUUAUUUCAAAUCACUGAAUAUUUUAGCAACAAACCCAGUGACUACUUCACCAAACACAAAUCUGAGGCCAACAUGGAUAAAUAUACAAGCUAAAAACAGUUCCUCUGUCCCUAUUCGGAAUCAAAGCACCUUGAUAAAAUUGAGUAAUUUAUCUACAGGUUCAAAAGGUUCCAAUCAUUCUUAUGAUUUUUCUCAGCUAUCAUCAGCCAAUGUAACUUUAAAUAAUAAUUUAUUGCUUCAGAAAUAUCGCCAAGAAGCACCUACAGUAUUUUCUAGUUUUGAUUUCAAAGACGGUGGUGCUGCAGACAGAGUUUCUUCUUCCAGUCAUACAGAAGGAUUAAGUAAAGUAGAAGAAAGCCUUUUUGAGUCCAUUAUUGACAAAAAAAUUAAACCACCAAAUGGUUUUUGUGAUAACUAUUCACAGCAAUAUGGGAUCAUUGAAAAUGUGAACAAGCACAAUUUUCAAGUUAAACCACAGACUGGACAUUAUGAAGUUGAGGAAGGCCAAAAACAUUUAGAUGGAUUGUCUCAAAAUUCUUACCAAGAUAUACUGGAGUCUCAAGGCCACUUAAAUAGUCAUAGACAAGGAGGUGGAGAUAGUAAUAUUGUCAGUAACCGUGUAAAUCGCAACCAGGUUUCUUGUUUCUCAAAUAAUUUUAUGAUGGGUGAUUUGAGACAUAGCCCAAAUGCCCAACAGCUAAGUUCAAAUAGAUUUCCUUUGAAAUCCAACCAUGCUUUUGGACCGUCAGUUAUUCCUUUGAUGGAUUCCUAUGAUUUGUUUUCCUAUGAGGAUUUAAGCCAUUUGUACCCAUAUUUUAAUGAUAUGAUGUAUGGAGACAGUUCUUUCACCGGCUUCAUGCCAACAUUUGGAUUUCAAAGACCAGUGAAAACUCGAAGUGGAUCAGCCAGUGAGCUUCAUAUUAGAUUGGAAGAAUGUUAUGAACAGUGGAGAGCUCUAGAAAAAGAAAGGAAAAAGACUGAAUCUGCCCUUGCCAAGAAUUACCCUGGGAAGAAGGUAUCUAGCACUAAUAACACUCCUAUCCCAAGACUGACAUCAAAUCCAUCCAGAGUUGACCGUUUAAUUGUGGAUCAGUUACGAGAGCAAGCCAGAGUUGUGACUCUGCUGGGAAAGAUGGAACGUCUUCGAAGUUCUCCCCUUCAUGCUAAUAUCUGUACUGCUCUUGAUAAGCACUUGGAAGCAAUACAUGUUGUACAAUCCCGCAGAAAGGAUGAAAUUGUCAAUGCUUCACAUCGGCAAAGACAAGGAGGCCCCCGGUGUCAAGAUGACAGAGAUGUUUUUGCUCUUGCAUUGGCUAUUAAAGAGAUGUGCAUAGCAACGCGUAAAGCUCGUACUACACUGUGGUGUGCUCUUCAGAUGACAUUGCCUAAAACAACCUAUACAUCUGUACCAGCUGAAAUGGAAAAGGUUUUACAAGAGCUAGUAACAUCUCAAGAUAAAUUGUAUGAUCAGAUGAAUAGUGGCAAUCCUAUGAUUCAAAGGGGAGAUACAAAAAAGCACUGAAAUGCAAAGGCAAAACACAAAUACAUAUAUAUUUGUGUGUAUAUAUAUACACACACACAUAUAUAGCAGUACAUUAAAAAUGGUAAAUAUAUGUUUAAACAUUCUGUCCAAAUUAAAAGUAAAUACAUGAAAGUGAAGUUGGCUUAUGUGAAUCCAGCAGCUAAUUUAUAAGUAUCAGUUAACAUAAGCCAAGAUGUCUAUGUUAACUGUUGUUGGAAUCAGUAUAUUAAUGAGGCUGAACUACUGUAUUAGGUUAAAUAAAUCAGUACAUUUUAAACUUCUAAAUCCAUUCUAUAGUGUAAGUAUACACAAUGAGAGUUUGGUUGUAUAAUAAAAAUUCUUUUAGAUUACAUAAUUACUUUCAAAUAAUGAACUGAAUUACUGUCACAUCGUGUGCACAGUCUAGUAAGACAAGCUUUGAUUGUGAAAAGAAAAAAGAUUUUAUUUAGACAAUGAAUACCUGGAAACUGAAAGAAAACAAAGCUAAACACACCCAGUAUGAAAAUUUUUAAAAAUGAAAAUAUUUAAAGGAAGACAUAUUUAUAAUUUUGAAAUCUUAUUCUAAGUUUAAGUACAAAAUUAACCUGAUUUUCUCAAAUUAGUGAUGCUAUCAUAAAGUUAUUAUCCAACCAUGCACGUUAGGGAACAUAAAAAGAAACUGAAAUCAUUUGUACCUAUUAUUUUAAAUAAUAUCAAUAAAAAUUGCCUGUUUCAAAGUAUUUAAAUGUAAACAAAAAUUACAUUUAUGUAAUCUGCGUCCUUACAGUUGUGCUGCAACUAAAAUAAUGAGUAUUUUUAAUACCCUUGGUUUACUUUAAGAAGGGUAUCAAGAAGUUCUGAAAUGCACUUUCUUUACAGUUAACCAGUUUGGUUUGAAAUUGUUUAAUUUUGUUUCCUUGGUUUGCUUCUGUGUACUUUAGCACUGUUGAACGAUUCCUUUUGUCUUAAUAUCUUUUAAUAUCUUUUUAUUGAAUGUGAGUAACUUAUUAAAUUAGCAUGUUAUUAUGUGGCUCAGGAGAUCUUGGGUUUUAACAAUAUAGCAUGAACAUAAACUGUAUAAUGUCUGGAUAAAAUUUAUUAAUCUGCCCUUUGCUAGGUACAUAAAUACUUUAAGUAUUUGUGUUCUUCCAGCGUUUAGAAAUCCUGGUGUGCUAAAAAGUAUAAUCAAACCACAUAAAUUGCCUUUAGAUGAUGAGAGGAAUUGAUUGAGAUUGCAAGAGAAAAUAUAGGGAACAAUUUUGAUCAUUGAUAUGACAUUCCAUGCUGUCAAAAUAAACUGCAGAUGGCAGCAAAUUCAGAUGGCAGCAAAUUCAUACCACUAUGCUAUAGUAGCCACUCAAAAGAUGGGUUGAGUUUUGACAUUGAAAUGUUUCAUGUUAUGAAAACAAAUAUUGUACUGACUUUAGUCUCUCAAUUAAUAAACUGGAUUUUGUUGCAGUAAAUUGUGUUUUUCCUAUGUCUAUGCCUUGACUUUCAGAGACAAGAUAUUGGCAAAUAGGGCUUAAAAAUUAAAUUAAAAACUUCAGGCUCCCUUGUUUCACUUUUCCAGCAUUUUUACAAGCUUUUAGCUGUACUUUCUAAUAGGAUCAGAGAACUAGGAAUGUAUACCUAUUCAAUUUAGGUAAGAGCAGUGUUUUGGGCCGAGCCUACUAGUGUGCUUGUUGUAUUGAUCAUUGGCUUCUUUGACAAACUAUGACUGUUCUGAAACUGCAAGCCCAGGAAAAGGAAUGACAGGUACCUUGAGCACAUAAAUAUCAGAUCCAAUGCACUUUUCCCAGUUUGCACACUUGUAUGGAGAACUGUAGAAUUACCUGUUCAGUUGACAUAACAAAAUUUGAUCUGGACAAUAUUUGGAAAUAGUAUAACCCAAAAUAUAAAUUUCCAGUUCUUAUUGGAUAGGUCAAUACAGCAUUUAAAGGAGAUUAUUUUCUAUUUACUGAAUUGGGUAAUCUACUUUUCCUAGAAAAUAGAUGUUUUGUUCAUUUAUAUUCCACCUUUAUUAUUUUUAUAAACUCAAGGUGGUGAACAUAACCAAUAAUUUCCCCUAUUUUUCCCAUAGCAAAAACUCUGAGAAGUGAGUUGGGCUGAGAAAGAAUGAUUGGCUAAUGUUAACAGUAUUUUUAUAUGCUGUGAUCACUUCAAAGUCACCUCUGUAAUGGAACUACUGUUGUUCUUGUUUGAUGUUGCCUGGAAAUAAACAAAUGGUUCAGUGGUGGGUUCCGGUAUGCUGCAAUGGGGCCAGGUGUCCACCAGAUGCAUAAGUGCAGUAUGCCGCAGUAUGCGCAUGCAUACUUACCACCCGCAAUGCUCCAGCUGCUCGGCGGAGCGUUGCACAGGCGCCUUAUGCUCCGUGCGCGAAAGCCCUGAUAGGCUCAAAUAUAGGUAAGGAAGCCGGGCGGGUGGACCCUCUAGAGCACUGUACUGAACCCACCACUGAAAUGGUUGAAUAUUUUCAAUAUCAUAUAGAACUGAUCCUCACUACACACACUUCAGCAGAGUUCGCAUCUUUAUCCUGUCUCUUGACCACUGCAACUCUUUCUUACUUGAAAGAUCAACUACCCCCAUCUUCACCUGCAUCUUUAAUAAAUCAUUAGAGAUGUAUUAUAUUCCUUCUUGCUUCAAACACUACUAUCAUCCCUGGGGCCCAAGAAACCAUCAAGGAGCUGUGUGACUACAUACUGGUUUCUCUGACAUCUGUAUUUAAGAAAGCCUUUGAAAGAUUAGUGCUGAUCCACCUCAAAAUCAUCACAGACCCACUGCUAGACUUCCUUGCAGUUUGCCUACCGAGCAAAUAAAUGAGAGAUGAUGCUCUUAAGAUGUAAGAUGUAGUGGCACUACAUCUUACAACAUCCUAAAUCCCCAAGGUUUUUUGUAGACCUAUGCAAAGUCCUUUUUGUAGACUUCAGCUCAGCAUUCAAUAUCACCAUCCUAGAAAUUCACUCUAAACUGACUCAGCUAGUUAUACCUGUCCACUUAUAAAUGAAUUAU